Molecule: messenger RNA, 8133 nt
Organism: Stegostoma tigrinum
Lineage: Eukaryota; Metazoa; Chordata; Chondrichthyes; Orectolobiformes; Stegostomatidae
Gene: ak2
Product: adenylate kinase 2
Exons: 2
Coding region: 5828-6898 (356 amino acids)
Biological process (GO): ADP biosynthetic process
Cellular component (GO): mitochondrion; cytoplasm
Molecular function (GO): AMP kinase activity; ATP binding
Source: RefSeq, a predicted model, not a curated record
GGUGACCUUUCUGCCUUCAUCUUUACUGGAACUUCCUGGAUGAUCUACCUCUCAAAUUGUCUUCAACAACUGUAUGAUUGUUAACAGAAUUGAAUUUAUUUACAUGCUAUUUUCUUUUAAGUAAAUUAAACAUGAACAAAAUAAAAACUGAAAAAUAAGUGAAACCAAAAGCUGAAGAGAAACAGCAAGUCAGAUAAUAUAACUGGAGAUUGUAGAACUGUUUAUGCUGUGGAUAAGUUUGACGUGUUGACUGUUUAAUUUUAAUGUAGAGGAUGAUUUUCUGCUGUAGUUCCAGUUUUUAAUUUUGCAUCAAAUGAAAUCUAUCUUCAUCCUUUCAAUUUCAGUUUGGUGACAUUGAGACAUUAAGUAUUUGAAAAUUAACCUCCAUGGCACAUUAUGCUGAGUCUCAGAUUUUUAUUUUUGGGGCUUGUCAGUGACCCUGUUCGGAGAGUUUGGGGUCCUACAGGUACCAUCAUCCCUGAGUAAUUUUCUCAUCUGCACAAUAUUUUUCUGUCGAACCCAGAAUCUAGUGUCCACUUAAGGUCAUUACAUUGUUUCUGAUUCUGAUAGGUCUAAAGGAGAAAAUUCCCUUUUGACAUAAUUACAAACUUAACUCUAUUUGGGAUAACAAGGUGUAGAGCUGGAUGAACACAGCAGGCCAAGCAGCAUCAGAGGUGCAGGAAGGCUGACAGAAGAGUCUAGGCCCGAAAUGUCACCCUUCCUGCUCCUCUGCUGCGGCUUGACCUGCUGUGUUCAUCCAGCCCUACACCUUGUUAUCUCAGAUUGUCCAGCAUCUGCACUUCCUAUUAUCUCUCUCUAACUCUAUAUUUGGGAAGCCUUCUUAAAAUCUAAAGUUCAAACUUUUUAAUUAAUGUAUCCUUUUCCAAAUUGACAAUUUUAUAUCUUUCCUGUUAUUCAAAGAGGAGAUUGAGAAUUUGCUUUGUUUUGUAAAAGAGUUCAAAUAAAAGUGAACCAGUGAAGCUCAUUCUGGAGUAUUCAAAUUCAUUUAAUUGUCUCAUCAUGAAAGGUAAUGCUUUGACAUAUGAUUGACCUCAUCUUUUUAAGUAGAAAUAAUAUAGCUGUAUUUCUAACUAACUUACAGAUUGAACAUCAUCUUUAUCUGGGAAUAAUUUUGUGUCUUCACCUUAAUUAUUUCUACCACUAGUACUGCAGUUAUUUUAGAGCAUUCAGAUGCAUUAUCAUUGGGAACUAAAUUUGAAAACAGUAAGCAUGUUUUCUUCCAUCUGCUCCAUUCUUCCCCUUGUCCUGACAUCAGUAGUUGAUCACCAACAGAUGAAACUAAGAUGUAAAAAUUAGGGAUCUUGGUAUGUGGAAAGAAUUGUGUAUUUCCUUAUAACCUAUUACAUAAGCUGUUGGUUGGUCAUCUUUCAUACAUUGUAGAGGUUUAUGUAUAUGUGCACUCUGUGAGUAUACUUCCCACUUCUGUGCAUCUCUUUUUAAUGUAUGAUCAGUUAAGGCUUGUUACUUUCAAAAUUGAUAACAUAAUUUUAUUAGGCUGUGAUUUUUGGUUUUUUUUUGUAGAACAAAUUAGGUUAAGAAUAGUCAGAUAUCUAAACUGGCCAAAGUGCUGUUACUGUGAGUUGGAAAAUGGUUGGCAUGCCAGGACCUGUAACUUGCAAUUUUGCCAUCUGAAAAUUAUGAUGCCCAAGACAAUGUUUUCCCAGACACCAAUGUGCCAACUAUCAAGUUUAUUAUAUCAAGUUUACAUUAAUGUUGAAGGGAACAGUGGUGGUAGGUUACAGAAUGUAGGAGAGGAUGUUGGUGGACUAUAAAUGUGCCAUUCCUUUUUAAAACUCUUAUUAUUGGGAUUUAAUUGAUGAAUUAUGAGGGCUAUUCAGCAAUCUAGCUUUUAAACCAUUCCAUUUUACUAAUUAUAUAAUAGAAAAAGGAAAUAUUUGCAGUUAGUGCACAAUAUAAUUGAUGUAAAAAUCCUGAGCAAAUUGCCACCUACUUUUCAUUUCCUUGUGCUGAUUGACAAAAGUGCAAAUUACACUUCUUGGAGUUGGUGUGUAAUGAAGGGCAUGUUUGAUACUUGUAUCAAAUAUGCUUUUUUCAAAAAAAAAUUAUGAUUUAACAAUAAACUUGAAACAGUUGCAUUGACCAUUGAUAUUGUUAGAGUUUGGUCCAGCUGAUUACAAGUCAGUUUUAAUACCUGACUAAAAUUCAUGUCAAUAAAAAGGAUAAUUUAUCACUUUUAUUUUCAUUUUAUAAAUAUAAAAUACGUACUAACUUGGACAUGACUGCUUUUGGAAUACAUAAUUCGGAAUUGACCAAUCAUGAUGAAAUAUUGUGUGCAAAGGCAGUUAACUGAGAGCAUAAAUGGUUCUGAUGUGUGUGCAGAGAUUUGAAAUUUCAAUUCUCUUCAGUAUGAAAUUUAGAAUUAAAUAAAUACUAGUGACUCAGCAUAAGCUUUUCUGUUGAAUCUUUUUAUCAAAUUGCUUAAUGAUAUGUAUCCACUAAAAUAUUAACUAUUGUACUUUAUAAUUACAAGCGUUAAAGAAAAGGCUGGUGUAAAUUAAUUAUCAAGCCACUUGGUUAAUAAUCCAUUACCCUCACUGAAGAAUCAUGUUAACAUGUGGUUGUUUGGCUUGCAGAGCUGGUUCGUUGUUCCGCAUAUAUGUAGACUUCAGAAAAAUCUGAGUUUCUGCAGAUGCUACAUGGAGUUUUCAUGGAAGAUUAAAGCAACGUUGGGUUCAAGUACUCAUACUUGUUGCAUGAUCACAAUAUUAUCGUGAAUAAAAAGCAAAGUUAAUUGUUAAGGAGUUCAACUUUUAGAAGUUUUGAAUUACCCUGUAAUAAAAGACAGCAAUUGUGUUACACAUUUCACACAUUAAUUUUAUUUAAAACACUUGAAUUAAAUCCUUUCAAAAUUUGGAAAUUGUAAUGGGGCACAUGGGAAUGAUACGAAAGAAACUGGCUAUGAUUGAAAUAGAACCCUUAGAUCCUACAGAUUGUUUUUUCUAAAUGUUGGUCGCCCAUCGCUCAUGUUCUGCAAGCCCAAAAGUGCUGGUCAUGUUGCAAAUAGCUGCUGCAUGUGUAACUCCUUGGGUAUUAUCUCAGGUUUGAGCCAUUAGAGGGUGGGUCAUUGAACUACAAGACCUGGCAUAUAUGUCUGGGACUGGGGAGAAAGGUGGGCAAAUGCAGACUUGGAUAGGUGAAUUGGGUGGGGACUUGGAGGUCCUGUGCCUAUGGGCUUAAUAGGGAGAACUAUCUGAAGUGUUUUGAUGUUUGGGGAGCUGGGCUGAGAGGUGGCAAAUGGAGUUUAAUGCAGACAAGUUUGAGGUUAUGCACUUUGGUAGGAGUAACCAGAAGGCAAAGUACAAGGCUAAUGGCAAGAUUCUUAGCAGUGUAGAUGAGCAGAGAGAUCUCGGUGUCCAUGUACACAGAUCCUUGAAAGUUGCCACCCAGGUUGACAGGGCUGUUAAGAAGGCAUACAGUGUUUUAGCUUUUAUUAAUAGAGGGAUCGAGUUCCAGAACCAAGAGGUUAUGGUGAAGCUGUACAAAACUCUGGUGCGGCCGCACUUGGAGUAUUGUGUACAGUUCUGGCCACCGCAUUAAAAGAAGGAUGUGGAAGCUUUGGAAAGGGUGCAGAGGAGAUUUACUAGGAUGUUGCCUGAUAUGGAGGGAAGGUCUUCCGAGGAAAGGCUGAGGGACUUGAGGCUGUUUUCAUGAGAGAGAAGAAGGUUGAGAGGUGACUUAAUUGAAACAUAUAAAAUAAUCAGAGGGCUAGAUGGGGUGGACAGGGAGAGCCUUUUUCCUAGGAUGGUGACGGCAAGCACGAGGGGGCAUAGCUUUAAAUUGAGGGGUGAAAGAUAUAGGACAGAUGUCAGAGGUAGUUUCUUUACUCAGAGUAGUAAGGGAAUGGAACGCUUUGCCUGCAACGGUUUUAGAUUCGCCAACUUUAGGUACAUUUAAGUCGUCAUUGGACAAGCAUAUGGACGUACAUGUAGUAGUGUCGGUUAAAUGGGCUUGAGAUCGGUAUGACAGGUCGGCACAACAUCGCGGGCUGAAGGGCCUGUACUGUGCUGUAAUGUUCUAUGUUAUAUGAUUCACCUAUAUGGCAAGGCAGAUAGAAAGAGACUUGCAUAAACGUGAUAGUCAGUAUUGAGCACAAAUUUGAAUUUAUUGUCACGUGCUCUGAAAUGAGUGCAGUGAAAAGUUUGUAAUGUUGUUUCUUUGGCCCCAACUUAGGUGAGGAUCCCUUGGUACAGCUACUUUGUUACAGAAUGGAAAGAGUAAAAAUAUAGUCUAGCAUAGGAAUAUAAAGUUUUAAAAAGUACUUCAAUUACUCAAAGUCAAGAAUAAAAGUAUCUUUGUAAAGUACUGGGACUACAGUCCUAUUCGCUGAGUCUGUGCCCACCAGGCUUCAGAACUCGAGGCCUCACUGCCUCCUCGUGCUGGUCCUGGCCCAGGACCCACCACCAGGACUAGUCUCCCUGGCAGGCCUGGACUCAGACUGCUUCCCGUGACUCGUCUCCCAGGCCGGCUUGAGCUUGGACCUGUUUACAAACAUUGAGUAUUUAACUAUGGUCAUCUCAUCUGUACCACCAAUGUCCCAUCAGUGCAUAUCAGCAUAUGCAAUAGGAUCAGGAAUAGGCUAUUCUGGCCUUCAAGCCUGCUCUGCCAUUCAAUAACAUGGCCCAUCUGCACCGCGCAUCCAUUCUUCUGGAUGAGGUGGUCCGAAGGGUCUGUUCCCAUGCUGUACACCUAUGUGACACUCUCAUUUUUAAAUACAUUUUCCCUUUUUCUAUAACCAUGUGCUGUAGUUUGAGAUUGCCUCACUAGUGGAAACAUCAGAGCAUCAUUUCUGUAAAGCCCCCCUCAAAUCUUGUGUUUCAAUAAGGUCACCCUUCCUUCUUCUAAAUUCCAAUAAAUAAAGGUCCAGCCUGUUUAGUUGUUCACAAUCAGUCAACUCCUUCAAUCCAGAAAGAUUGUCUGUCUUUUUUUUUCCCCUCCCCGUAUGUCUCAGCAUAGUCGCUGGGUCUGCGGCUGUGGUGGAGGGAACCUGCCAUUGAGUAUGUCUAGUGAUAUGCUGAGUGUGUCCUUGCCAGAGGCAAGUGCCCCUCCUCACCUUGCACUCCUCUAGGGAUGAGGGUGCCAGACAGGAUGGAGGUGAAAGGCAGUGCUAUUUGUGGAGUCCCUUGUGAGAGAUCUCUGGGGGUCUUAGGUGUAGUUCCUCUAGCUGGGUGCCAACUGGCACUUUCUUGUUCCUCCUUGUAAAGAAGGGGCACCUUGUGUGAUGUCAGAGUCCCUGGUCCUCCUGCCACCUUGCCAUUGGUGCUGGGGAUCCAAUAGCUAUUAUAAUGGAGUGUACAGUUGCCCACGAAUCCACACCCUGAGACUGUUGGACCUGGCUGUCCAAGGCAGCUACCAACCUGUUCAUGAAGGCAUCCAGACAAUUGCAUACUAGAGACUGCAGAUUUCCUGUGGUGUUGCUGCAUUCCAGCAGCAGUUGUUCUCUCAUGUUCAUUCUACAAACACCCUGACAAAAAAAAGAGGGUGUUUGGGUUUGUGUGUGUAAGAGAAGAUGUUGUAUGCAACAGUGAAAUUAAUACAAGAUGAGCCUUGGUAAGAGGAGCAGGAGCAGAGAUAGUGAGUGUGUGUGAGAGAGGUAGUAGAGAAGUUGGUGGCACUUAACCUGGGUGGAGCAGAAGAGGUUAUUGACCUUCCCCCUGCUCUGCUGGGCAUUCCUCUAAACUUCAAAAAUUGCAUUGACUGAGAUAGUGACCCCCAGACCAAGCAGGCAAGUUUGAUAACAUUGUCUCCUCUGGCAGUCCUUGCGUGACGAGAACAUCCUUCCUCUCCGAUGUCACCCAGCAGGAGCCCAGGCUCUGUGGCUGUUAAGCAGAGUGCCGAUUUCAUUCAUAAAGUCAGGAGGUAUGGGAUACAGGGUGAUCUGGCUGUCUGGAUUCAGAAUUGGCUGGCUGACAGGAGGCAGAGAGUGGUUGUAGAUGGUAAGUAUUCUGCCUGGAGGUCACUGCUGAGUGGUGGUCCGCAGGGCUCUGUUCUUGGGCCUCUGCUCUUUGUAGUUUUUAUAAAUGACUUGGAUGAGGAGGUUGAGGGGAGGGUUAGUAUGUUUGCUGAUGACACAAAGGUUGGAGGUGCCAUUGAUAGUAUCGAGGGCUAUUGCACGCUUCAGCGAGACAUUGACAGUAUGCAGAGGUGGGCUGAGAAAUGGCAGAUGGAGUUCAACCUGGAUAAGUGCGAAGUGAUGCAUUUUGGAAGGUCGAACUUAAAUGCUGAAUAUAGGAUUAAAGGCAGGAUUCUUGGCAGUGUGGAGGAACAGCGGGAUCUUGGUGUUCAAGUGCAUAGCUCCCUCAAAGUUCCCACCCAAGUGGAUAAGGUUGUUAAGAAGGCAUAUGGUGUUUUGGCUUUCAUUAACAGGGGAAUUGAGUUUAAGAGCCGUGAGGUUAUGCUGCAGCUCUACAAAACCCUGGUGAGACCACACUUGGAAUAUUGUGUCCGGUUCUGGUCGCCCUAUUAUAGGAAAGAUGUGGAGGCUUUGGAGAGGGUGCAAAGGAGGUUUACCAGGAUGCUGCCUGGACUGGAGGGCUUGUCUUACGAGGAGAGGUUGACUGAGCUCGGACUUUUCUCUCUGGAGAGAAGGAGGAAGAGAGGUGACCUGAUCAAGGUGUACAAGAUAAUGAGAGGCAUGGGUAGAGUUGAUAGCCAGAGACCUUUUCCCAGGGCAGGAUUGACUGCCACAAGGGGUCAUAGUUUUAAGGUGUUAGGAGGAAGGUAUAGAGGAGACGUCAGAGGGACGUUCUUCACCCAGAGAGUUGUGAGCGCAUGGAAUACUUUGCCAGUGGUAGUCGUGGAAGCGGAGUCAUUAGUGACAUUUAAGCGACUGCUGGACAAUGCACAUGGACAGCAGUGAAUUGAGGGGAAUGUAGGUUAGGUUAUUUUAUUUUUGGAUUAGGAUUAUUCCGCGGCACAACAUCGUGGGCCGAAGGGCCUGUACUGUGCUGUACUUUUCUGUGUUCUAUGUUCUUUCCCUUCAUCUACCCUCACGUGUGAACCAGCUCCAGAAAGCCUGCACUUGCCCAGCUGCGCAAAUGGCUUUUGUUUAAUUUUCUAUUUAGUUGUUCAGAAAUGUUAUCACACAUCUCUGGGGCAAGUGGGACAUGAACAUGGGCCCCUUGGUACAGAGCUAGUGACCCUACCACAGUCUGCAAGAACCGUACUAAUGGUCUUUUUGAAUUGGCACCAGUGCCAGGGAUGGCUGUCAUUUGUGAUAUCCCAACAGUGACCAGAAACUCCUGUGAAUGGAAGAAUCAAGCUGGUGUCACUAACUAAUAUGACGUGUUUGGGAUGAUAAUGCAAGAAAUCUCACCAUGCCUCAUGGAGCGAAACGCUCCAUGAAACUCAACAAAAUUGACAUUGUCAAAUUAUGAAAUUCAGCCCACUGUUUGAGGUAGUAUCUUUUUUAAAAAUUGCAACUUAUUCAUAAAAUGGAUGUAAGUUGUGCUCAAACUGAUAUUUGUGAAGGACAGCUGUAUCGAUGUUUUACAUUUUAACCAACCUAAGAUCUUGGAUCUUUAACAAUCAUGGUGGUUAAUAGAAAAUACCAAUGAUAAGCCAAGUAUUGACUAAUACAGUCUUUUAUGAUGACUUAUACAGUGACCCUAAUUUUCAUUUUCCAAUUAAAUGCAAUUAAAAUUGCUUGUUGGAACGUCUACGCACACUUGAUCCAUUACUAUGUACUGCUCGGUUUAAGAUGAAUGAACAAAUAAAAUAAACAAAAAACACCAAGUUGAAUGCUGCAAGAAAGUAAUAAUAAUAAUAAUAAUAAGUAACAUUUAAAAAACCUGACCGAGACCAAAGCAGCAUAAAAUUCUUAUCUUCUAUUGCACAAGCAUUUUGACUUUUUAGUGCCUUGAUUUCUUAAAAUUGUACAUCUCAGGUCAGCUCAAUAAUUUAUUUUUCAUGAUUUGUUCCCCAUCCUGUGUAGGAAUAUAAAACAAGCACAACACAAUGAGAUUAAUAAAUAAUGAAUGGUGUGAUGAUGUUGCACUUUGAUUUGCCUUUGAAAGAAUAAGAAUGGUUCAUACUUUCACUCUGGCACUUGUAUCAUAAUUCAAUAGGACAAAUGGUCAUCUUGUACCUCUUGAU